Molecule: messenger RNA, 4785 nt
Organism: Salvelinus sp. IW2-2015
Lineage: Eukaryota; Metazoa; Chordata; Actinopteri; Salmoniformes; Salmonidae
Source: RefSeq, a predicted model, not a curated record
AGGCAAAAAGGAAGAGUAGUGGCAAGAAGUCAAGGAAGCUGGGCACCGACAACGAUGCAGUCUCCAGGAAUAAACACCUGGAUAGAGGAUCUGUAAUUGAACUCCUGGAGACGAAAGCUGUUAAGGCUGCAUUCGGCCCAGGCAACAAGGAUGAGAUGGAAUACUCCUACCCAAUCCUCAUCUCAUUCCUGCGCAAUCUUACUGAUGAGUAUGUUAAAAGUUUUUCUGUAAUGUUCAACAUUUAUGAAAUAUUGUGCAGUGGGAACUAAACACUCAUUAAAACACUUAUUUAAAAUUUUCUAGGCAGUGGCAAGUGAUCUACAAAGGAUUAAAAAACCCUAUGACGAAGGAACAGCUUGCCAAAUUGUGCAAGACAAUUGUAACCUUCAUCACACAGACCACCCUGCAGAUCCUGCUGCCAGCCCUGGCACGCGUACUGGGGGUGAAGGACUUUGCUGACGACGAUACUGACUCACCCAAGAGGGGUGGCAGUGCAAGACCCUUUGCUGCCUUUGAUCAGGAAAGACUGGAGCUCAUCCAGGAAGUUAGAUAUCUGGCGAAGAAAAUGUAUAAGGGCGGCACAGGGGCUCAACAUCUCAGGUCCCUAACACCCUCUUCUAAGAGGUAUGUUCCCCUCAAGGUUUUCAUGUAUGGAUUUCACCAAGAUCAUCUAUCCCAGUGUUAGCCAAUGCAUUUUACUCUAUCUGAUGUAGUACAAAAUGUAAUGUAUCAGCCUUUGAGCAUAUUCAAAUUAAUGAGCAUGAAAAGCGAUCAAAAGGACAUGUAGAUAUUUAGAAUACUAAAAUUACAACGCUUGACCGAUUUGCCAAGUUAAGACAGGAAUUAUCAUGCUUUGCUUGUUCGUUUUAAAGUUCCCAGACCUCAGUGAAAGUCCACCUGGGAAUGCCAGAGGACAGAAUCAUCAAAAGUGUCCAGGAGCAACUGUCUGAUCAUAAGAUCCUGUCCUCUUGCCCACCUGAGCUGACUGUUGGUCUUAUCAAGGUGGUGGUCGAACAGCUUAACUCAGCCCUCUCUGUGACCAUCAGCAGAGCCAUUUCAGGGCGGUCCUCCCCUAUUUAUUCUGGUACCCAGGCCGCUGAACAGAUGGUCAACAUGGUCCAGAAAUGUUUUGAUGAUCACGCCACUCCAGAGGACCAGAGCUCCACCUCUAAAUUAGAGUCAUGCAUUCCACCUGCAACAGAAGAGGUGAUGACUGUUAUCGCAGACAUGGUGGAUGAAUUGGAAAAAGAAGAUCCGGAAUUGGCUAAGGUUUUUCGAGAAGUGGCUGUGAAAGUUAAAAUGUUGGCAUCUGGCAGUGACCUUGUAGUGGAGCACCUGGAUGUUGAAGACUCUCCUGUUCCAGAGGAGCUGAACAUAAUAUGUACAUCUUGCAAAGCAAUGAUGCAAAAUCUUGGCACUCUGUUUAGUGCGAAGUUCAAGACCAAAGCCUCAAAGGCUGUGAGUGAAAUUCUUGUGAGAAGGUUAAUGAGCGAUAUCUCUGGUAUGGUUCAACCUUCUCAUUCGUUUAGUACCACUCCAAGCUUGAUGAAUGCAUCUAGCCCAUCUGACAGGAUCCUUGAUUCUGCGGCCACUGAGCUCAUACAGACCAAAGUAGAAUCUGAGGCAUCAAAAAUAAUUGAUAACUUUGUUGAAGAUGUCAAGGACAUUGUGCAGUGUGCUGAAUUAGAUCAGCCAACAAGCACCCAGAGAGAUACCCAAGUGGGACACUGUACGACAAAGCGGAAACCCUUCCAUGCAGCUCGUAGACUCUGCUACAGACUUCAGGCAAAGCUAGAGACAUUGUUCCUCAGAAUGGGUGGAGCUCCAGUCCAAGGGGAAGAACUUAUGGAAAAAGCUGACUCCAGUGCUGUGCUUCUGGAGCAUACUGACUCCAGUGAUCUGCCUGUUUCAAUCCUGAGCUUGCCUUCACCAUGUAGGAGUGAAUCCCUUAUAUCAGAACGCAGUUCAUCUUCUUUAUCUGAUGGACGUGAUUCAACUGACUCUGUAGAAGAGAAAACACCAGAGCAACCUGAAACCAGUAAGAGCGAGGCAAUACUGCAAGUGGUCAACUCAACAGGACUUGGUACUCUCCGUAAAUGCCAAAGUGAGAACUCUCAACCAUUACUGUCUCUCUGUGAUUCCAAACUGGUGCCCUGCACCAAAGAGGUCUUGUCCCAGAUUGUGACCAUGUAUAGGUCAGAGGUGGCAUAUUUGGAAUGCACAUCAUCUGUUGCAGAGGGUUCCUCUUACAACUCCCUUGAAGUCUGUGGCUUUUUGGACAGUGUCAUGUCUUAUCUAGAAGACAUGCCUGUGUCUGGUUCUUCAUGGUUGGAAGGAUUAAGAGAUACUCCAGCCUCAGUCAUUGAGAAACUCUCCAGUGAGGAGUUCCAGAUGAACGCUACCAACGAAGUGCGAAAAAUACUGAUCAAAUCAGUCAGUAGCUUUCCCAGCAAAGUCAGUUCCAGCCAGCCAGAUUCUCAGAUGUUGCCAGCAAAAUCAACAAUUUCCUUAAGGCAUACAGAUUUAACUGCUUUUGAAAUCGUUGGAUCAAUUAUAAAUGACAUGAAGAGCCUUUUCCCACCCACAGAGUCUUCUACUACUCUAUGGCAGGCAGACUCUAUGCUUCAACAGAGUGAUGAGAAAACCUCAGAGUACACUGAGGUCGCACCCAAAGGCUCACAGUCUGGUUUGGAAGUAUCUGAGAAGAAGAUCUGGACAACUGCAAAGACUAUUUACCACAAUGUGAAGACAAAGAUGAAGAAUUAUUUAUGGCAAAAGCAAGCCAAAGCAACAAUGGCUCAAGCCAAAAAGACCCUCAGCCAAAUUCUGGUUUCAAUUCAGAAAGAGCUGUCAAAAUCUGACCAAACGGUGACUGCAGGAGCGCUUUCACAAAUAGAGAAUGUGGUUGGAAUGAUGCUGAAGGACGUUGAAAGGGUAAGCAGUGAAUGUGGUGAGGAACUGAUCUGUCAAGUGCCACAGCGUUCUUCCUCCUCGUUGUCAUCAUCAUCUGCCAGAUCAAAGAAGUCAGAGUGGGAAUUUUCACUCCCUGGCACUUCCAUCUCUUCUGAUUUACCAGAGAGUAUUACUCAGCCCAUUGUGAGAUGCUCAGUCAUCGACAUGGGCAAAUCUACUAAGCCAAAAACAUUGGUGUGUGAUGCCAGGGAAAGCAUGUCUGCAAUAGUGGAUACCAUCAUAAAGGAGGUACAUCCAGAGGAUGAAGGGGAGGUUGCAUUCCACCCUGAUCUAACAGCUGCAAUAGCAAGACUGGAGGAGUUCAUAUCUCAGGGUAGGAUUGGUGCUCUCUCCCGUGAUCUUACUCACCAAGUCAACCGCAUCAUUUCUGAGAGCAACUUGACCCCUCUGGUUCUGACAGUGGCGGCUGGAAAGAGUGCAUCCGAUACAGUCCUUACUGAGCUGAAGAGGAAUGACAAGAAGGUGGGGAAGCCCACAGCUUACGAGCUGGUUCAGCUGUUUGCAGAGGAGUCUGUGAAGCGCCUCCUGCUUCCUAGCCUUGUGCCCUCUAUAGCUUCAAUGAGUUGGGCUCAGGGAGUUAGUGUGACGGCUUGCGUAUCUGAAGAUAGGAUUUCAUGCUCUUUUUCUACAUCAGCAUUUAGUGACACAGUCAGCCUGUUUACCAAAGUAAUGGUAAGCCAGGUCAUGGACUCUGUGGUUUCUGAUGCACAAAGCAGAGGGUCAUCUCCAACCGGAACUGUAACUGAUGUAGGCAGUCUACUGAGUGGUAAGUCCUACCCUCUGCCAUCUUUCUCCGCCAUCAGCAUGACAACAAGUGGGACCUCCAAUGCUGCACGAGGCUUUGAGGCCAACAUAGAUGCUGAGGAAAGGGAUACCAUCAGUUGUUUCGGUGUACCUCAGAGCAUUGUUUGUGAUCAGAAUUCAACCAGCCCGGAUAUUGUCUCGCUUUCAACCCCAUCCACUGAUAACUUAGUCGGUGAUGAUGACUUCACCGGCCUCAUCAGCAUGUUAGUGGUGAGACUUCUGUCAAAAAUCCAAACCCAAACUGAUCUGUACCCAAUUGACGUCACACGCACGUCACAAGACCUGAUUCCAAAAGUAAUAGCUGCCUUCUGUGCAUGGUCAGGCUGCUCUGAGACCCAAGCUUAUCCCAAGAACCUGAAGAGUCAUAAAGUAUACAGCACCAUCUACAAACAUCUGUUGAAGGAGUUUGGCUCAGAGAAAAUAGUCCAACUGGCCGUGUCGACUCAGGACUCCACAUUCAAUAGGAUUCUUGUGGAGUCAUUGAGCAAGGAGCUUCUCCACAGUUGUAAUGAGGCAUCAAGAGCAGCCUCAAGAACAUCUUUCGAAGCCACCUGGCCAGAAGCUCUUCCCAUGGCUGAAGAUGUGAAGGCUACCAGAGGGAAGCUGUCUUUCCUACAAAGGCUUGCCAGACUGAAAUUCGACUUAAAGCCAUUCAUGAUGGGAAACAAGAAGGAUUCCAAGAAGAAUUACCGCCAUUCUGAAUCCAAAGACCAGACUACUGCUGAAGAUAUCAUGUUGGCACAUCCUGCCACAUUUGGACUCCCAGAGGGUCUUCCCUCCACCUCUCAACAGGAGAAGCCUCGCAAACAUCCCCUUCUAAUCAGGAUGUUUUCUGCCAUCUCCAUAGGCCUAUCCAAGCCAUUCAAACGGUUUUCAAAGCAAGCUUAAUACAACAAUUUCCUUUAAUACAGUAAUAUUUGCAUUGAAUUGAUGGCCUUUGUCUUCUUUUGUGUUGCCCUGUUAACACAUUUGAUUAGAAAAUACAUAGUAUUUUUAGUUUAGUUUAUU